AUGCCUGAAAAAGAAUUGAAUUAUAUCAGAUCUAGAGAAGUAGAAUCUGCUUCCUCAGACGAAAAAAAUGGUGGUAUUUAUAUUGAUGCAUUUGAUGUACAAGAUUCAAAACCUCCAUUGACGGGGUGGGCAAAGUUUAAAGAUGGAUUUAAAAGAGCAGACACUAAUGAGAUGGGUUUAGACCCAAACUUAAGUGAAGCUGAGAAAAUCGCCGUUUUGACAGCAAAUUCCCCCUUGGCAAGAUCCUUGAAAGCAAGGCAUAUCAUGAUGAUUGCAAUUGGGGGUUCUAUUGGAACUGGUCUUUUUGUUGGAUCGGGUUCUUCACUUGCUACGGGGGGUCCAGCAGGUGUGUUGAUAGCUUAUAUUUUAAUUGGAACUAUGAUUUACUGUACUGUUCAAUCAUUGGGUGAAUUAGCCGUAUCUUUCCCAGUUUCGGGUGCUUUUGUUACAUAUAAUACUAGGUUUAUUGAUCCAUCCUGGGGGUUUGCUAUGGCUUGGAACUAUGCGAUGCAAUGGCUAGUUGUGUUGCCGUUGGAAUUGGUUGCAGCUGCAGUGACGAUUAAAUAUUGGAACGAUUCGAUAAAUUCCGCCGCCUUUGUUGUUAUUUUCUACGUUUUGAUCAUUGCCAUUAAUUUCUUUGGCGUUCGUGGGUAUGGAGAAACUGAAUUUGUAUUUAGUAUUAUCAAGGUUUUGGCCGUGUGUGGUUUCAUCAUCUUGGGUAUCAUACUUGCGGCAGGUGGAACUGGAAAAGGUUAUAUUGGAGGCAAAUACUGGCAAGACCCCGGAGCGUUUGCAAAUGGAGCUAAAGGUGUUAUACAGGUGUUUGUUGGGGCCGCUUUUGCAUUUGCUGGUACUGAGUUGAUUGGGUUAGCUGCUGCUGAAAGUGCCAAUCCAAGAAAAUCAUUGCCCAAGGCAACAAAACAAGUGUUUUGGCGUAUUACAUUGUUUUAUGUUAUUUCACUUUGUCUUAUUGGUAUCCUUGUGCCAUACAAUGAUACCAGAUUACUCACUGACAAGAGUGAUGCUUCAGCUUCUCCAUUCGUCAUUGCCAUUAAAAAUGGUGGAAUCAAAGGUUUGCCAUCAGUUAUGAACGUGGUUAUCAUGAUUGCUGUUUUGUCUGUUGGUAACUCGUCUGUCUUUGCUUCGUCGAGAACAUUGGCAGCAUUAGCAGCAUCAAAUCAAGCACCCAAGAUUUUUGGGUACAUUGACAAACAAGGUAGACCCUUGGUUGGUAUUAUAUUUCAAUUGACAGUUGGAGCCUUGUGUUUCUUGGCAGCAAGUCCUAAACAAAACGAAGUGUUUAGUUGGCUUUUGGCCCUUUCAGGAUUAUCGUCUAUCUUUACAUGGGGUUCUAUUAAUUUGUGUCAUCUUCGAUUUAGAAGAGCAUUGAAAGUUCAAGGUAGGGGCACUGACGAAUUGGUGUUUACUUCCCAGCCUGGUAUCAUUGGUGCAUGCUGGGGAUUAUUAUUGAACACGGCUGUUGUAGCUCUUCAACUUUGGGUGGCAUUGUAUCCGGUUGGAAAAUCUCCAAGUGCCAGCAACUUUUUCCAAAAUUACUUGACUGUUCCUGUCAUUAUUGUUUUCUAUGUGGGUCAUAAGUUAUGGACCAGGAACUGGCGUUUCUUUUACAGAGCAGGAGAAAUUGACAUUGAUACAGGAAGACCAGAUUUGGACUUGGAAUUGGUAAAGCAGGAAGUUGCUGAAGAGAAGGCCUUUUUGAGGUCUCAACCUUUCUACAAGAGAUUUUAUAACUUUUGGUGUUGA
Messenger RNA from Lodderomyces oxycetoniae, 1764 nucleotides. RefSeq names its product amino acid permease (gene GAP2). Gene Ontology annotation, molecular function: amino acid transmembrane transporter activity. Gene Ontology annotation, biological process: amino acid transmembrane transport. The record is from RefSeq and is a predicted model, not a curated record. The coding region runs from base 1 to 1764 and encodes 587 amino acids. NCBI's taxonomy places the organism in Eukaryota, Fungi, Ascomycota, Pichiomycetes, Serinales, Debaryomycetaceae. The transcript has 2 exons. Gene Ontology annotation, cellular component: membrane.